AUGUCUAAGUUGCGUAGCAUGUCUGAUCUGCGCGAUAUAUACAUUUUCCCUAUGGUUUCGCUGAAUAUCCAUUAUGAUUUGAGCAAAGACUGGGAUUACAACACUCGCAGUAUCUACGCCUAUGUGGUGAUUUCCUUCGAUGGAGAUCAUGAAUCGCAUGAGCUUAUUAUGUGGGAUAAGAUUAUAAUGUCCAAGGAGGACUGCGUGUUCGACGGUACGAUCAGAAACAAGGGUAUUCUGUUCAAUGACGAUCCUACUCUCUUGUUUGAUUGCGUAUUUGGUUUUACCAGUAGUGGAAAAGAAGCAACGAUUUCUUUCCGAUAUCAAAUCCAGCCCACUGUCGGUUUCCAGCGUGACUAUGUCUUUGAUCAGGUGCAGAAGGUGAUUAUUGAUAACGAGAAUUAA
This is a messenger RNA of Blastocystis hominis, 405 nucleotides long. RefSeq lists its product as hypothetical. Lineage: Eukaryota; Bigyra; Opalinata; Blastocystidae. The record is from RefSeq and is a predicted model, not a curated record. Gene Ontology annotation, cellular component: signal peptidase complex; membrane. The coding region runs from base 1 to 405 and encodes 134 amino acids. The transcript is spliced from 3 exons.